Messenger RNA from Panicum virgatum (switchgrass), 2034 nucleotides. RefSeq names its product serine/threonine-protein kinase STY46-like. Gene Ontology annotation, molecular function: protein kinase activity; ATP binding. NCBI's taxonomy places the organism in Eukaryota, Viridiplantae, Streptophyta, Magnoliopsida, Poales, Poaceae. The transcript is spliced from 15 exons. Gene Ontology annotation, biological process: protein phosphorylation. The record is from RefSeq and is a predicted model, not a curated record. Bases 197 to 1816 code for a protein of 539 amino acids.
CGUCUUCUCGCACUCCUAUCCUUCUCGCCUCCGACUGCCCCCACCGCUGCGAACCUUCUGGAACAAGCGAGCGAGCUGGCUGGCGGGCGAGACUCCUGUCGGCGAGGCGAGGCGAGGCGAGGCGAGGCUAAGGGGGAGGGAGGGAGGGGCGGCGAUGCGGGGCAGGUGACGUGCAGCGCGGCGUAGGGGGCCGGGGAUGGUGGCUGCGGCGGCGGCGGUGGAGGGUGGGCUCGGCGGGGGCGUCGAGGAGGGCGUCGGGGAGAGCUCUUCCCCGCCCCGCGACGCGGCUCCUGUUCCUGCCGGCCCCGGUGGGAGCGGAGGCGGGGGAGGCGCCCGCGACAUCUGCGGCCAGGUGCUCGAGCGACUCAUCGCCGACGGGUACGCGGAGGCGUCCGACUCCGAGUUCCGAGACAAGCUCGUGGCCCAUUUUGGGCGGCUUCCGCACAGCUAUCAGCUGGAUAUCAAUGUUGAAAAAGCAGCCGAUGUCUUGGUCCACCAGAACGUCUUAGCAGAAGCAAAGGAUCCUGAUAGGCGCCCUGCAUUCCAUGUCCGUUUCUUGAGGAUUGAAGAUGUGGAUCAAGCAUAUGACUCCGAUGCAACUGAAGAAGGGGAUGAUGAUGGUGAUGAUCUCUCUGUAAGGCAAGACACACAAUAUAAUCAUAUUCAUGAGAUUGUUUUCUCCACAAUUGACAAGCCAAAGCUACUCAGUCAGCUCUCUGCAUUGCUAUCCGACAUUGGACUGAACAUCAGAGAAGCACACGUUUUCUCAACUCAUGAUGGCUAUUCUCUUGAUGUUUUUGUGGUUGAUGGUUGGCCUAUUGAGGAUACUGAUGGUUUGAACAAAGCACUGGAAGCAUCCAUUUUAAGAAAUGAGGGUUCGUGGUCUGGUUCAUCUCAUUCCUCAGCAGCUGAAAGAACACUGCUCUUCCAAGUUAAAGGUGGUGAGUGGGAAAUCGACAAACGACUUCUUAAGAUGGGAGGGAUGAUUGCUUCUGGUUCUUGUGGGGACUUGUAUCAUGGGACUUACCUUGGUGAGGAUGUAGCUGUUAAAGUUCUAAGGGCUGAGCAUUUGAAUAAGAAUGUCUGGAAUGAGUUCACGCAGGAAGUAUAUAUUCUAAGAGAAGUUCAACAUACAAAUGUUGUGCGGUUCAUUGGUGCAUGCACAAAACCACCGCAAUUUUGCAUAAUUACAGAAUACAUGUCUGGAGGAAGCCUGUAUGACUUUGUGCACAAGCAGCAUAAUGUUCUAAACCUCACAACUAUCUUGAAGUUCGCAGUUGAUGUAUGCCGAGGGAUGUGCUACUUGCACGAAAGGGGUAUCAUCCAUAGAGAUUUAAAGACUGCCAACCUUCUAAUGGACAAAGAUCACGUUGUUAAAGUGGCUGAUUUCGGUGUGGCUCGGAUCCAGGAUCAAGGAGGUAUCAUGACAGCUGAAACUGGAACAUACAGAUGGAUGGCACCUGAGGUUAUAAAUCAUCAACCCUAUGAUAACAAAGCAGAUGUGUUCAGCUUUGCAAUUGUUCUUUGGGAGCUGAUAACGUCUAAGAUCCCAUAUGAUACCAUGACUCCGCUCCAGGCGGCUGUAGGUGUUAGACAGGGAUUGCGUCCAGGACUCCCCAAAAAGGCACAUCCAAAGCUUUUGGACUUAAUGCAGAGAUGUUGGGAAGCCGAUCCAUCUAAACGGCCUGCUUUCCCAGACAUCCUAGCGGAGCUAGAGGAUCUUCUGUCACAUGUUCAGGGAGCUUCAGGAAAGACAGUCCAAGAUCCAGCUAAUGACUCGAACAAAAAAAGAUUGACUCCCCCUGCACAUACCUGACAUUUUUCUCAAUUCGGUGAUUUGGCGUAUUUAGGAUUCGGGUCACUAAUUAAGAGGAAUGUAGCAUAUCAUUUUUUUUCCGGUUGGUUUUGCUUUGGUGUACAUUUGAACAAGCAUCUUGGGGCCUAAUUUUUUUGGUCUCAUUGUUCUUACAUCGAGGAAAUUGGCUCGCCAACCUGCUUAUAAUGAGACUGGAUGUUUCGGAUGCAUCUGACUUA